Molecule: messenger RNA, 2799 nt
Organism: Epinephelus moara (kelp grouper)
Lineage: Eukaryota; Metazoa; Chordata; Actinopteri; Perciformes; Serranidae
Gene: gfra4a
Product: GDNF family receptor alpha 4a
Exons: 8
Coding region: 421-1743 (440 amino acids)
Biological process (GO): nervous system development
Cellular component (GO): signaling receptor complex; external side of plasma membrane
Molecular function (GO): signaling receptor activity
Source: RefSeq, a predicted model, not a curated record
CAUCCGCAGUUUCCAGACGGUGCGCAGGUGGAGGCGAAGAGGAGAGGAAGCAGCCGCUCAGGACGGACGGAUGAGACGUUCAGGGAUGUUCAGUACGCGCAAGAUUUAUUCCAGCUGAGGAACAAACAGUGUUUUUUCUCCACCCCUCGGUGUUGCAUUGAUUUGGAAGCGGUGGCUUCAUUUGGCGCAGCUGUAACCCAUUUUUCCUCCAUGACAAAAGUUUGACUGUUAAAAAAUGAUGCUCUGCUCCGCUCCUGCUUUUUCAUGCACUGCUGUGGAUUCCGGCGUCAGCCUGAGCGGCCAGUCAGCACUUGAGAAAUAGCUGCGAGUCUUUCGGUCUUAAUUUCGGUGCCAGUUUGAACAAACAGAGGGCUUUUAUUCCCGCACAUCAGCUCCCCGGGAUUGCAUCCGUGUGAAUUAAUGUCGCACUCCAUAAUGGACUUCCUCGGACUGUACUUCUUGCAGCUGGCUCUUAUUGGAGUCCCACGUAUGGCUCUCUCUGCAGGCGGGAGGGACUGCCUGCGUGCCGGAGACACCUGCUCCAGCGACGACACCUGCAGCCCGCGCCUGCGCACCCUCAGGCAGUGUGUGGCGGGGGACGGCAGCGUGAAGCUGGGGCCCGGGGCGCGAAACCAGUGUGAGAACGCCAUGACGGCGCUGCUGUCCACUCCUCUGCACGGCUGCCAAUGUAAACGAGGCAUGAAGAAGGAGAAGAACUGCCUGAGCAUCUACUGGAGCCUGCAUCAGUCCGUGCUGCACGGACUCAGCCUGGUGGAGAGCUACCCGUACGAACCAGAGGAGAGGGGCUCCGACUACGUGCGCCUGGCCUCCAUCGCUGCAGAGUCUGAAGUGACGACGGUGAACCGCUGCCUGGAUGCCGCCAAGGCGUGUAACAUCGACGAGACGUGUCAGAAGCUCCGCACGGAGUACGUGUCGUCCUGCAUCCAGCCGUCGGCCCGCUCGGGGCCGUGCAACCGACCCAAGUGCAACAAGGCGCUGAGGAAGUUCUUCGACCGCGUUCCACCCGACUACACCCACGAGCUGCUGUUCUGUCCCUGCACCGACACGGCCUGCGCAGAGCGCCGCCGGCAAACCAUCGUGCCAUCCUGCUCCUACGAGGACAAGGACAAGCCCAACUGUUUGGCCCAGCUGCGCAUCUGCAAGGCCGACUACGUGUGCAGGUCUCGCUGGGCACAGUUCCAGUAUGACUGCCAACCCUCGGAGCAGAGCGCCAGCGGCUGCAAGCAGGAGAACUACGGAGCAUGUCUACUUGCGUACACCGGCCUGAUAGGAAGCACAAUAACUCCAAACUACCUGGACAACUCCACGUCCAACGUGGGGCCGUGGUGCUCCUGCGCAGCCAGCGGCAACCACAGGGAACAAUGCAACGACUUCCUCACGUUCUUCCACGACAACGUCUGCCUGAAAAACGCCAUCCUGGCUUUCGGGAAUGGAUCGGACGUGAAAACGGGCGCCAGCCAGCCCGGGAUGCCCAGCCCAGCGACGGACAACCAGAGCCCGCACUUGGCAACCACCGCCCCAGGCGUCUCCAUGGAAACAGAGCAGAACAUUCUGAGAGCACAGAUACCUACUCAGGUAAAUGAGAACGACAGAUUGUGGGGCGAUGAGGGAGACUCUACCCUUCCCUCUCCGGGCCUGUCGGACCGUGGAGCUGAGCCCGUGCGCCUGUCCCUGCUGCUGGGCCUCGGCUGGCUCCUCCUGCUGCUGCUCUCUGACCAAUAAGAGGCCUCGCUCAGCUGGCCUCCACGGACAAAAAGGGGAGGGUUGGUAUGAAAGAAAGAGCCAUUUCUAUGUGUCAAACGACGGUGGGGGAAAGGGUCGACUCCGUCCUGCCCCGCCCCCCUCUCCCUCUCUGUCACAAAAAUCACACUUAAUCUCUUUUUGUGAAUCAUGACUCAGAGCAGAUGUGUUGUGCCACCCACGCCCGUGAGAAGAUCGUUGGAGAGGGUGCCGCCGCCGCACCAUGGGGGAGGGAGGGGACCAGGAAGUACACACCUCAUUUCUUGCUUCACGCCUGUCCAAAUACAAACUGUUACACAUGACACACACAUGCAAACUUUGUUCAUAAGAAAAUAUCAUUGGAGCUUCAGUGGGGUUCAGAAGGUGUACAGUGAAGAGACACUGACGAUGCAGUGCAGGAAAAAUAUAAAAAAUAUAAAAAUUAAAAAACAAAACAAAAAAAAAACACAAUUUUUUUUUUUGUUCCUGAACAUUCCUCGAUGUAAAAGAAAAAUAUUAAUGUUAAGACUUUUGUCUCAGAAGAACUGUGAUGAAGUGUUUCACGAGAUUUAAGGUGGAUGUGUGUUUGUCCACAUGCAGCACUCGGCUCAUUCUGCUCUGCUCUUUACUUUAAUGCCACAUUUCUUUUAUUUUAAAUCUUAAUUAAUUAACAUAAUUUUGUUACCCAGAAUGUUAGAUGGAAGCACAUGUGUAUAUAUAUAGUUAUAAUCGAGUCAAAUCACAAUGAAAUUCUUUGACUGUUUGUUGUUGUGUUUUCAGUUGCAGGAUGAAGAGUUCAUUUCCAAAUAAAAACAUGUAGAAAAUAUAAGUUGUGAAUUGAAAUUUAACACUGAAUUAAGAUUAAGAAGAUUUCCCAAAGUCUGCAGAAGUUUUUUAUUUCAUCAAACAAGGACCUACAUCAUUUAUUAGCCUUUAACAUACUGGACUUUGCUUUGAUUUUAAAGCUUUGAAUAAUUUUGUAUGAGUAGAUGUCAUUUUUGCAGACAGUGGAUACCUCACUUUGGAAGGGGACUCUUCAUGUGCUCAUUCAUUCAGCUU